CUGGUGUGUAGCAAUUUAUUGUAAAUUUAAUUGUAGGACUUAAAAGAAUUUACUAACUAAUUAACAAUAAUACGAAUGGUGGUUGCAUACAGCUGUCUGUUAAUUCAAAUUGUUACAUAAUUGUUGAACAACUCGAAAUUUUGAAAAGUGAAAUGCCCAGAUCAGGAAACAUGAGGACCUUUCAGGAAGCAGAUGUACUUAUGGCAAUGUCCGAAUUCGCUGGUUUCCUUACAAAAUCAAGACUUGGAACAAAUAGUUUAAGAAAGAGAGUGCACGAUUACAAAGCUAGUAAUUCAAAGCCAGCAGAAAAAACGUUCACUGCAUCUGGUAGUAUUUCUAACAUGGAUUUUAUUGAGCAAUUCGACUUAUGGUUAACGGAGCUACUGAAAUACAUAAAAGAAGUAAAACUUCUUACUCGAAUUACAGCGUUCGGCGUAUUCGCAGAUUACCACGAUUAUAUAUACAUUUUGCGAUCGCCAAUUAGACGGGAUGAUCGUGAGAUUAGGUUGCCGAUAUACAACAUUACAUUACCAGAAAACAAAUUCAAUGAUUUCACGCACGCCAUACCUAUAAAACGAACUGCUGAUUUCGUUAAAACAAAUAAGUGUAAACGGGCCGAGAUAGCUAAAGUGUGUGGAUCGUACUAAUUGAAAAUUCGAGAAAUAAGAAGCAAGUUACAACAUCGGUUUUCAUGUUUUAAUUAAUUUUGUUAAAGCGAUGAGCGAAAUACCAGUUCAAAAUUCAAAUUUAAUUGAUACAUGCGCAAGUAGAAGAUGUCGAAAUACAUACACAUUUAAUUGAAAUUGAAUACUUCAUUUUAGAUGCAUACAAACGUAAAAAUAUAUAAAUAUCGAAAAUAA
Megalopta genalis is the source of this 860-nucleotide messenger RNA. RefSeq lists its product as uncharacterized. The record is from RefSeq and is a predicted model, not a curated record. Lineage: Eukaryota; Metazoa; Arthropoda; Insecta; Hymenoptera; Halictidae.